Molecule: messenger RNA, 752 nt
Organism: Tarenaya hassleriana
Lineage: Eukaryota; Viridiplantae; Streptophyta; Magnoliopsida; Brassicales; Cleomaceae
Product: 14 kDa proline-rich protein DC2.15
Exons: 1
Coding region: 95-481 (128 amino acids)
Source: RefSeq, a predicted model, not a curated record
AUCAAACACACCUUAUCCCCGAAGUUAAUCUCAUCUUAUCUCUAAUCACAUCACUAAUCAAACCUGAUUAAGGUUGACCCAUAUUUCUUUAGGGAUGGAUCCAAAGAGAUCUUUUCUAUUAGCCCUCUUCAUAUCUUUCAAUCUCUUGUUUUUUACUCAUGUGAGCAGCUGCAACACUUGCGUGCAACCCAAGCCAAUCCCUAACCCUAACCCUACUAAGAGGAGCUGCCCUAGAGACGCCCUGAAACUCGGAGUUUGCGCCAAAAUACUCGACGGGGCCGUGGGGACAGUGGUCGGAGGCCCACCGGACAUGCCUUGUUGCUCGGUCCUCCAAGGCCUCGUCGAUCUAGAAGCCGCUGUUUGCCUUUGCACCGCCAUUAAAGCCAACAUUUUGGGGAUUGACAUUAAUAUUCCCAUCUCUUUGAGUUUGCUCAUCAACACUUGCGGCAAAAGCCUUCCCCCCGAUUUCGUUUGCGCUUGAAACCUAACACAUUGAGUGUUUCGAUUUGUGUUUUGGUCUCGUUUCGGUUAUUCUGGUUGCGUUCCCGUUUCGGCUGUGUAAUAAUUUAGUACUGCUUUGGGAUAUCGUUUCUCAUUGUACCCUAGCUUUUGUCAUUGUGUAGCCUCGAUUGCUUCUCUGUUGUGAAAAGGACUCGUCGGUCCUUAUUUGCUUCGUAAAAGACUUCAUCGCUUUCAAGAUUCCGUAAGUUUGUCUUGUUCGAAAUGUUAAUCAAGAUUCCAAUUAUUGUGUU